GUCAUACAUAAAAAAUUCCUGCCACCACACAGUUGAGUUGUGGAAACUGAAAGGGUUCACAAAUAAACAUUACACUGUCUUUUGUCUCAGAUGAGGAACAUUUCACUUUAUGGUUUUCAUUAUGGACUUUGACUCUAAGCGAGUGAUUAUCAAAGCCCGCGUUACCGAUAUUGACGGCGAACCGCAGCGGCGCUCCAACACCCUUGGGGAGGCAUUCUGCAAGCAGGUACUUGGCCGGGAGUUCCACGCACAACCUCAACCUACUGGCUAUGACCAUGUUCAUAUUCCUGGUGAAUUCGAUUCUGCUGAACCCAAAGAGAGAUGGUUCGUUUUCGACUUGAAUGUCACAGGGGAACUCAGUAAGGAGGAUGUUGCACAGAUUCCACAUCAGGUUUAUCUUGCUAGCCGCAGGGGCAAUACAUGGGAAUUCAUUCAACGUGGAUCUUGGGUGCAGAAAGCAAAAAAGGGAGCUUUACGGCUCACUUGGGGCGGCAAAGAGGAGCAAAAGUUCGUAGCUAGGAUGAGAAACCAAAUGAUAGUGGAAAGCACAGAGUGAAUUCCUAAUCUGGCACACUUCCCAUUCAGU
This is a messenger RNA of Monascus purpureus, 586 nucleotides long. The record is from the annotation of a GenBank genome assembly. NCBI's taxonomy places the organism in Eukaryota, Fungi, Ascomycota, Eurotiomycetes, Eurotiales, Aspergillaceae.